This is a messenger RNA of Galendromus occidentalis (western predatory mite), 2523 nucleotides long. RefSeq names its product delta and Notch-like epidermal growth factor-related receptor. Gene Ontology annotation, molecular function: calcium ion binding. The transcript has 9 exons. NCBI's taxonomy places the organism in Eukaryota, Metazoa, Arthropoda, Arachnida, Mesostigmata, Phytoseiidae. The record is from RefSeq and is a predicted model, not a curated record. Bases 1 to 2523 code for a protein of 840 amino acids.
AUGCACGCGUUCGGACUAAUCCUCGUUGUUGGCGGAUGUUUGUUGACGGUUGCCGCAGCCGUCGUCUACGAAGGUUCGGUGUCGCUUUUGAACCCCACCUCGGGUCCAGUGCCACAAGCUUCUCCGGACGCUUCUUCGCAGAGUCCUUAUGUAAAUACCGAAGAGCUGAUUCAGCAAUCUGCACGUCAGAUCGAGGAAGCAAUUGAAAAGUCCGAGCGGAAGGAGCCGUCGUCUACGGCGGGGACGCCACCGCAGUCGACGCCGUCUACGACCGCCUCCGCUAGCAUUGGAGGUUCGAACGUCGAUUCCGUCAUUGGAACGACUGCCGAAUCAACGAAGCCCAUGAAAGAGAAGUCAUUGUCGGCGAAGAAACUCAAACAACCGCUUCCGUCGAAAAAAUUGCUCUCGAAAAAGAAUUCAAAGGCUGCAAAGAUAGACGGCGAGACCACCGAUCAAAUUUCCGGUUCGAAAAAAACCUCAACUACGAGCGCUUCGUCCACUACCGUGUCGUCGACGUCCGAUGAGAGCAUUGCUUCACCAAUUGCAUCGGUUGGAUCGGCGGUGGCCGUUUCUCCCGAAAGCAUCAAAACGACAUCAAAAGGCUCUGGCGCCGAGGCGGCUACUACUCCGGAGAGUCUGACUACGUCGACGACAACGACCGCGACCACUACAACAACAACUACUACUACCACGACAACGUCGUCACCGCCUCCACCGCCGCUCUCUACAACAAUCGGUGUUCCUCCAGUGCACACAAGCGAAUCUUCUUCGAGCGUGAUUUCAUCGCAAACGAGUCCAACUGCGUCAAAACCCACAACGGAAAGCAUCUACAGUGCGCCCGAAUCAACAACCACCGACGAUGACGCUGAAGUUGGACCCGAGUGUAUUUCAAAAAUGUCACUCGCAGCCGGCUUCAAGUAUUGGAGAGCGAAAAACAGGAACAUUCUUAAUCUGACGCUCGCUACCGACAACUUGAGUUGCAGCAUCUCGGCAGGACUCUCCGUUUCGUCUAACACGACCUCUCAUCUAGUCCUCGAUGCCCAAGUCGGCGAUCAGAUCAGGCUUUUCGUGGACGAAGUGGACGACGAUGCCGUGGUCACUCUACACCGAUCACAGGAAGAAGCCUUGACCGAAUGCGUGGAGCCCCCUCACGGCUCAGUCGUCUGGAACCGAAGCCAAAACUUCCUCAUUGAAGCAGAUUUGCUCACUCAGAGCGGCCUGCAGUUCUUCGCGGUGGCCGUGCAAUCGGACAGCGUCGUUCGCGUCUGGCAUAUUCGAAUUUCCGUUUACGACUCGGAAUGCGAUUCCCGUAAGGAGAGCGGUGAGCUCUGCUCCGGACGGGGAGUGUGCGCGCUCGCGCCGGGUGAGAGCACCUACACCUGCCAUUGCUGCCAGAACAUCAAAGGUCGCACCUGCGAUGAAUACGAUGCCUGUGCAGUGAAUCCGUGCAAGAACAAAGGAUUCUGCGUUGAUAUCAGCGAGGGAUUGCAUGGCAACCUCUAUCAAUGUCUCUGUCCUCAUGCCUUCCGAGGAACGAAUUGUGAGGAGAAUGCGGACUUCUGCGAAAUGCAUCAUCCCUGCAAGAACAAUGCCACCUGUGUGUCCGCACCUGCGAACGCCACUGGAACUCCUGAGUACGCGUGCGAAUGCCAAAGAGGUUUCGAAGGACCGAACUGCGAGGUGAACAUCGAUGAGUGUGAAUCCAAGCCUUGCGUGCACGGAAUGUGCGAAGACGGCGUGGGAGAAUUCAAGUGCUACUGUUUGCCGGGAUACGGUGGAGAACUUUGUGAAUUUGAAUACGACGAAUGCGAUUCCUCGCCCUGCGUCAAUAACGGCGCCUGUGAAGACCUCAUAGCCGGUUACAAGUGUCAUUGUGGACCAGGCUACAACGGGAGGCGUUGCGAAAUGAAGAUCGAUCUCUGCAAACCGAAUCCCUGUUCAGCUCCGGCUACGUGCAUCGACAGAGGGAACAACUACACAUGCGUUUGCCGAGGCUCUGGUUGCGCCACCAGAGACCAACAGGAUCCAUGCUACCCUAAUCCUUGUCAGCACGGCGGAUCCUGCUGGCCUAGCAUGGACACUUUCUAUUGCUCGUGUCCUCCGGGCUUCGCCGGAGACAAUUGCGAAGAAAUCGCCUACCCGCAAGCUAUCGCGGAACGUCGCGUAUACAAUCCGGACGAGAGUCGUCAACCCAGCUCCGAACGACUGCAUUCGAUCUACGUGGCCUGCGCGACCUUGGCCGGGGUUUGCGCUCUGGUCGCGCUCGUGGUGACAGUUUGUCAAUGCCGGAUCAGCAGCAAACUGCCGCCAGCUGAUCAGCUAGAUCCCGACUGCGAAAGACUGAAGAACAACUCGGGCCACUUCGCAGACGAGGGUCCACUCUUCAAGGGGACAAGUUAUGCCUACCCUGGCAGCGAUUCUAAUCAGCGCAACGUUUACUCAGUUUCCUCCAAGGACGUCCACCUGGAUUCAAUGCGGAUGCCCCUCCUGUUUCCGGAAUCGCCAAACCAUGGACACUAUUGA